AUGCCUUCCCUCCGCAACGUCGCUCUCAACACCCUUCUGGCCUUUGCCAUGUCCAAUGUUGCCAAUGCCUACCCUGCCCAGUCUCGCGAUGUCAAGCCUGUUGAUAUCAAUAUCGAGAAGCCUGACUGGCCUGAAUACAAUGUCAAUGUCGAUUUCGAUGACCACUAUCACCCCAACGUUGAGAUCGAAAAGGUCGACAAGCGUGGUAUCAAGGACGACGACGACAAGCACUCCAACGUUCAUAUCGAGAAGCCCGAUUGGCCUGAAUACAACGUCACUGUCACCUUUGACGAUAACUACCGCCCCGAUGUCGAGAUCGAAAAGGUCGACAAGCGUGGCAAGAAGCCGGAUGGCCUGAGCAUUGACAAAGAGCCCAGUGGAAGCUUCGCCUGUCCUGCCACCGACCGAUACUCGGCCACGACAUACACUGCCAACCAGGCCAAGCUUGCCUUUGUCGCAGGAGCCAAAUAUGCCUACGAUGGCAAGCAAGUCGGGCACGGAAACUACCCCCAUAUCUAUGGCAACCGCGAGGAUCUGCCUUUCAACUGCGGCAGGGCUACUGCCGAGUUUGUCAUUGACCGAAACGACCCUGGUGAGGCCUACGACGGUGCCGACACCCGCGACCAGCCUGACCGUGUCGUCUUCGAGUGGAACGAGAAGAGGAGCGUUGCCAAGUUCUGCGGAAUCAUGCGCCAUGGCAACAACAAUGGUGACUUUGUUCUCUGCGGUAACUAG
Aspergillus wentii DTO 134E9 is the source of this 735-nucleotide messenger RNA. RefSeq lists its product as uncharacterized. The transcript is spliced from 2 exons. The record is from RefSeq and is a predicted model, not a curated record. Gene Ontology annotation, molecular function: RNA binding; RNA nuclease activity. NCBI's taxonomy places the organism in Eukaryota, Fungi, Ascomycota, Eurotiomycetes, Eurotiales, Aspergillaceae. Bases 1 to 735 code for a protein of 244 amino acids.